AUGUCUGAAGAGGAAUCUAAACUCACUAAUGCUGCUUCAGUUCCUGAUGCCGCCCCUGAAGCUACGACCAAAGCUUCUCUUGAUGCAGCCACUUCAGCUCCAGCAGAUGAUAUUAAAAAGACCAUCCAAUCCACCACAUUAACCACAGACCAAGCAACAAAAUUAUCGAAAUUAAUUGACUCAAUUCCGCAAAUACUAGUCAAGCUAGAUAAUCCAAACUAUGAUGAAAUAUUUGGCUAUAGAAUCAACACUGCAGAAAAGCCCCACGUUGAAAUCAAUAUUCGAAAUGAAAUAUUACUUAAAUUUCUUGCUGCUGACAAUUAUGAUUUAGAAUUGAGUACUCAACGUUUAAUCAAGUGUUUGAAUUGGAGAAACAAGUUUCAACCAUUGCAUGCAGCAUUUGAUGAGAAGUUCGAUCUAGAAUUGGAUUCGUUGGGUGUUAUUACCAAUUUUCCUAAAGCUAAUGACAAUUUACAUAUAAUUACUUGGAAUUUAUAUGGGAAUUUGAAAAAUCCAAAAAAGAUUUUUGAAAAGUUUGGUGGUGAUGGCAACAGCAACAACAACGGCAAAGACAGUGCUAAAGGGACUGAAGACUUACCGGGUAGUCAAUUCUUGAGAUGGAGAAUAGGGUUAAUGGAAAAAUCGUUGCAAUUGAUUGAUUUCACCUCCAAAAGUAACAACAAAAUUGGCCAAAUUCAUGAUUAUAACAAUGUAUCAAUGUUUAGAAUAGAUCCAGGGAUGAAACAAGCAACAAAAGAAAUUAUUGAUAUAUUUGGCACCAAUUAUCCUGAAUUAUUAAGUACCAAGUUCUUCAUUAAUGUUCCCUUAAUUAUGGGAUGGGUUUUCACAUUUUUCAAAACAAUUAGAGUUAUCAAUGAGGACACAUUGAAAAAGUUUCAAGUGUUGAAUCAUGGUGAUUUAAGUGAAUCUUUGCCCAAGAGUGAAUUGCCUCUGCUGUAUGGUGGUAGUGGUAUUGGUAUUGGUAAUGGAGAGAAAUCCAAGACUAAAGAAGGUGAUAUUUUUAGCUUGGAUGUUAGUGAUUCGAUUGAGUUGAGUGAAUAUGGCGAAUAUGUGUUGAAGCAAAGAGGUGAUGAUGAGAUUAGCCAUGUUAAUGAUGAAGUAGAGUAG
Molecule: messenger RNA, 1128 nt
Organism: Lodderomyces margitis
Lineage: Eukaryota; Fungi; Ascomycota; Pichiomycetes; Serinales; Debaryomycetaceae
Gene: SFH5
Product: Sfh5p
Exons: 1
Coding region: 1-1128 (375 amino acids)
Biological process (GO): regulation of exocytosis; Golgi to plasma membrane protein transport
Cellular component (GO): plasma membrane; cortical endoplasmic reticulum; cytosol
Molecular function (GO): phosphatidylinositol transfer activity
Source: RefSeq, a predicted model, not a curated record